Messenger RNA from Nematostella vectensis (starlet sea anemone), 814 nucleotides. RefSeq names its product muscle-specific protein 20. The record is from RefSeq and is a predicted model, not a curated record. Lineage: Eukaryota; Metazoa; Cnidaria; Anthozoa; Actiniaria; Edwardsiidae. The coding region runs from base 109 to 696 and encodes 195 amino acids. Gene Ontology annotation, molecular function: protein binding. The transcript has 6 exons.
CGACCGCUAGGAUUAAAUGCAGAUUGCUAGUGAAAACUGCACAAGCUCGGCUGGCUUUUUCAGUCUUACGUCUCUUAACAGGAAGAUCUCGUUUGCAAAGAUACCAACAUGGCCAACCGUCAAAAAGGUUAUGGAAUGACAGCCGAAUUGAGUAGAAAGAUGAACGCCAAGUACGACCCAGUCAUGGAUGCCGAGGCUGUGGAUUGGAUUGAAAAAGUUCUGGGUGAAAAGGUUUGUCAAGGAAAAUCGAUCAAUGAAGAUGUUUUGAAGGAUGGGCAGAUUCUUUGUAGACUCGCAAAUCAUCUUGGAGGAGACAUCCAGAAGAUUAACAAUUCAAAGAUGGCUUUCAAGAUGAUGGAAAACAUCGCGAAAUUUCUAGACUUCUGUGGCACCUUUGGAGUGGCGAAAAGCGACCUUUUCCAGACCGUAGAUCUCUAUGAGAAGCAAAAUAUUCAACAGGUCAUCAAUUCAAUCCAUGCCUUGGCAAGAAAGGCCAAUUCCAAGGGUCUGAGUGUACCCAUCCUAGGCCCAAAAGAGUCGCAAAAAAACCCGCGAGAAUUCACGGAAGAGCAAAAAAGGGCAGGAGAGGGCGUGAUCGGUCUACAGAUGGGAUCCAAUAAGGGGGCUAGCCAGGCCGGCGAUACCUUUGGUCGGCCACGCCAGGUCGCAGGGAACACGUCUUACCCUACUAAAUAACUCAACACGAUCUCUGUAAGCCGCCAUUUUUAAUGAAAUAGCAUUUCCCUCGUCUGGUUUGUGAAGCUUUUGCGAUAUUUUAAUGAAUUUGUGAAAUAAAACUUUGUUUUUAAAUGUG